UUAUUAUAAAAACAAGGAUAUGAUGUUGAUGUUGAUUAGUUCUGUCAAAAUUAAAAGUUUACAGUUAAACGUGGAAAAAAUCAUAAAUAUUAGAAUUUCAAUAAAAUAUAUAAGUUUUCAUUUUUAUGUUAUGAGUUUGCAAUAUUUGGAUAAAGUUAUAGUUUUAAGUUUAUAAUUCUUACGAUCGAUGGAUACAGACGGUGACGCCUCAGUAAACAAUAUAGACAAAUCUGAAAGUAAAACCAAAGCUAAUACUGUUUAUUUUGGUGUAUUUAUACCCUACGAUAAUAGUAAGCAGCCUAAUGUAUUUGAGGACAAAGAUGCUGCACUGAAAAUAGCAAAAAAGUUUAAGAAGUCUAGAUUUAAAGCCUUUCAAUUUUAUCAUGAAGCAGUGGAAUUUUCAUAUAAUGGAGCAGAACAUCCAAAUAAUACAGUUUCUAUUGAUGGUAUCGAAGGCGAGAAAAAAGAAAAUUCAUCUGCAGGAGAGAAAGCUAGUCCAUUUAGAACUCCUAGGCCACAGGAAUUAAUUGAAUUUCGAAAUAAAAUUGAACAUGGAAACCUUAUUAGCAUUCAAGAGAUGAUUGAAUACAAUCCUCGUUAUUUAGUGAGCAGUGGAGAUACUCCAUCAAUUUUACAAGAGGGUGCAAGACUUAAUGCUCUACAUGUAGCUGCUAAGGAAAGAAAUGCGGCUGUCGUUGAACUAAUUUUAAAUACCAUUAGUAAUCCAGAUUUUAUAAAAAAACUUUAUGGAGAUGAUAACCAAGAAAAUGCUGAGCAAAGAUGCAAAAUGCUUCUCGAUCUUUAUUUAAAUACGCCAACUAAGGGUGCUAAUGACACACCGUUACACAUGGCUUCAAAAUGGGGAGCCGAGAAAGUGGUGGAAGUGCUGCUGUCUUAUCCCGAAUGUGAUAAAACAAGAAGAAACAAAUUUAACUUUUUGGCUGAAGAGGUAGCUUGUGAAAGAACUUGCAGAGUGCCUUACGGGGUUAAGGAAAGAAUACAAAAAUUAUUAUGUGAUAACUAUUACGUCCCAGUAUUGAGAACUGAAGAUAAUUCUAUGCCUCCUUUAGUUGGUGAACCUUUUUCACCUUCCAGUCCUCCAACUUUGAAUAAAGACCCACUCAGUCCAAGAUUGGAGAUUCAUGCUUAUGCAGGUCCAAUGGAGAGAAAAGAAGCUGAAUCUUUCAGGAAAGUGUGGAAAACUCCACCAAGAUCACUAAAUUUGAAUUCACCUCUAGGGAAAAAAACUUUAUCCGAUAAUUUAAGCUCUAUAAGAUUAAAGGAUCCCGAAAAGGGCCUGGAAAGAAUAGGAAACCAACUGGCCAAUAAUUACAACGUGUCGUGGAAGGAAUAUUGGGAGUUUCUGGAUUGUUUCAUUGACAUUUCCUCUGAUGAAGGAUUAAAUAUAUUGGAAAAACAUCUUCAAAAUAAGAUGCAUGAAUAUCAAGAGGCUUUUGAAGUAUUUUCUCCACUACCGCACAAGUGUGACAGCAUUGUGAGUCCUAUUACUAGCCUCUGUAAUGCGUUUUCCGCUUGUAGAAUUGAAGAUACGCCUCCGAUCGACACAAAACAAACAUGUCAUCCUCUUGUAUAUGUCGAUAAAGCUUGUCAAGUGUUUGCUUGUCGAGUAGUGUCUAAUGUCUCAAGCGUUUUAAGUAGUACUGAAUGUGCCUAUGUGGGCAUCGCAAGAAAUUCGGAAACAGAUGUGAAACUCUUAGAAUUGCUCAUGAGUAGCUAUAUGGAGGAUGAAAGGUUUACGGAAUGGGUCAAUUUUCAAAAGGUCCAUUCAAGAUUAGCAAAUCUUGUGGCUAGGAAACUGAUUGACAGUUCAAGUAAAGACUGCAAAAGACUUCAGUUUGUGUCAAAGUUAGAUGGAUUUUUAGAGAAUAUUGUGAAAAGGUCAGACUAUUUUUCUUCAGAUGAUGAGGGACCCCAUGGAAAGGAAGCUAUCAAUAAACCAACAGUUUAUAGGAAGCAAGUUGUAUGCUUAUGGUCUAGAAUAAAAAAUGAAUUAGAUUCAGGACAAAUCUAUUCAGAUUCUCAGGUUGAGGAACCUCAAAUUGUUAAUGCCUGGGAUUUAUUUGAUGCCUGCAAUUGCAUUUUCCAUCCUAAAAAGCCAAAGAGAAACAAUUUAUCAAGAAACAGCAGUUUGAAAAAUCAUUCCAAGUCUAGAAAAUAUCAUUUACAAGGAAUUUCAAAGAAACUCACUUUUGGAGACGAUUCAUUGAACUCUAGUAAUGUGAGUGAUACGAAUGGGGACAUUGGACUCGGCUUUAGCGACAGUUCUAAGUCCGACACAGAAGAUGAGUUUUUUACUCCGCCAUCUUCACCUUCAAAGCUCAACGCCGACUCUGAUUCGAAAGAGGAGUAUAGCGAUGCCGAAUCGCCGAAACUAGAAGUUUUUUUGGAAGGAGCUCAUCCGACUAAAACUGACUGUGCCGUCUAUAACGCCUUGCAAUUUGCCAAAUGUAAAAUUGAUGAAAAGACAAAUCCUCUGGUUUACAAAUGGAAUCAUUCAAUCAGUCUUUACUCGGCAGCGGAGAGAGAAAGUUGGCCAAUUCCUCAUAAACCUACUUCACAUUUAUUAGACCAAGAUGAGCCUCAGAGCCCCCUUGCCCAUAAGCCUUCGUGGCUAAGAGUUACGGGAACAAACUCGCCUAAAGCGGCGAUCAAGUCAUACAGCUACCAUCAUUGAUGAUUUUCUGAUGUAUAGUUAAAUCUCUGUAAGGCAUUUACGUCCAAUUGACACUUUAUCUUAUUACGUUUAGAAAGAGCAUACUACGUUCUUGUUUGUUUAACUUGUUUUAAAGCUGUUAUUAGUUUGUUAGUGUAAUGUUUUUUCAUUUUAUAUUUAACUUUGUUUCGUGAGACGAAAUGCUGUAUAUUUUAACUUAACAGACAAUAAUUCUAAUUUUUUAAUAUGUAUACAGAUCUAUAUAAUUUUUGCAUUUAAAUUUGAGCACGUGCCAACCACAUUUAAAAACAAUAUUUACAAAGGAAAAAUAAGUUCAUGAUGUAACAUAUAAAUAAUGCAUUUGUGUUUGGUCUACAUGAUACCUAAUUAUUUUACACUGAUGAUUUUUUCUUAAUGAUAAUAAUCCCGCUCUAAACUAAUGUUUAAGAUGUAGAUAUAUUGGUUGUGCCUAGGAGAAAAUGUUCACAAAGAGAUAUAGAUAUAUUUUCAUAUUUAUUGAUAAGUUGCUAAACUAUUACAUUUUUUA
Messenger RNA from Sitophilus oryzae (rice weevil), 3221 nucleotides. It is a transcript of the gene Ankle2, whose product is annotated as ankyrin repeat and LEM domain-containing protein 2. Gene Ontology annotation, molecular function: protein phosphatase 2A binding. NCBI's taxonomy places the organism in Eukaryota, Metazoa, Arthropoda, Insecta, Coleoptera, Curculionidae. The transcript has 8 exons. The coding region runs from base 188 to 2695 and encodes 835 amino acids. Gene Ontology annotation, biological process: negative regulation of phosphorylation. The record is from RefSeq and is a predicted model, not a curated record. Gene Ontology annotation, cellular component: endoplasmic reticulum.